Messenger RNA from Eleginops maclovinus (Patagonian blennie), 1367 nucleotides. It is a transcript of the gene snapc3, whose product is annotated as small nuclear RNA activating complex, polypeptide 3. The transcript is spliced from 9 exons. The record is from RefSeq and is a predicted model, not a curated record. Lineage: Eukaryota; Metazoa; Chordata; Actinopteri; Perciformes; Eleginopidae. Gene Ontology annotation, cellular component: snRNA-activating protein complex. Gene Ontology annotation, molecular function: core promoter sequence-specific DNA binding; bent DNA binding; RNA polymerase II cis-regulatory region sequence-specific DNA binding. Gene Ontology annotation, biological process: snRNA transcription by RNA polymerase III; snRNA transcription by RNA polymerase II. The coding region runs from base 1 to 1140 and encodes 379 amino acids.
AUGGCGACUUCGACAGACACAAAAACAAACAUCCCAGAUUAUGAGUACCUUGAUGUGAACACAAACAUAUUUCAUAUCGACGCCUUCAGAAGCGAGUGGCUGAACAGACUGCAGCCCAGCGACUUCUCCUUCCAGGAGGAGGACCAGGAAACAUCUGACGCUCACUUCGCUGCAGAGAUGGGCAUCAGUGCGGAGACCAUGGACGAGCUCAAAUCCGCCUGCAGUCUGGAUUCCCUUCGUUGCCAUCCGGAGGAUCAGCCGCCUGAUCCAGAAGUCGUUCCUCCAGACCCGACGCUGAAGACACUAGUACAAAGAAAAAAGAAACAAGAUCACAAAGCUACUCUGAAAUCCAGCAAGAAUAGACACGACCUCUACGCUGAUGAACUGGAGCGUUUAACUUUCGGUACGAGACCAGAGGCAGUGACUGACAUGAUCCCUGAAGGAGAAAUCAUUCUCACCAUGAACAUCUACUACCCGGCUACUUUUGAGAAAUUUUCCCAUGUCAGACCCCACUUAACCCUGCUUAUGACGGGCUCCCAUACCCUGGCAGAGCUCAGGGAUGCCAUCUGCUGUGUCAGCGACUUGCAAGUAUGCGGAGAGUUCAGCAACACGCCGGACAUGGCUCCAGACUUCAUCAGCAAAGAUCAUUUCAAAUCGUCUUUCUUUUACUUCGAAGGAGUUUUCUAUAACGACAUGAGAUAUCCCGAGUGUCAGGACAUCAGUAUAACCACCAUUGAAUGGGCAAGGGACCGCAACUUCCCUCCGUAUACCCAGGCCAAGAUGGAGGACACACGAUUUGUUGAUCUGAAAGUAAAAGUGGGCUUCCCGUACCUCUACUGCCAUCAGGGAGACUGCGAACACCUCGUCAUCAUCACAGACAUCAGACUGACCCAUAAGAACGACUGCCUGGACAAGAAGCUGUAUCCUCUCCUCACACACAAGCACAGGGUCGUCACCACGAAGUGUGCCGUCUGCCACAUUUACAUUGGAAGAUGGCUUACUACCAAUGACCAGUUCGCUCCCAGUAACCCGUGCACUUUCUGUGAAAAGUGUUUCCGGAUGCUGCACUACGACACUGAAGGCGAAAAGCUGGGAGAGUUCCAGGCCUUUCCCUAUGUGGACCGUGGUGCAUUUAACUAAGGCUGUUCUUGCUCAGGUCACACAUAUAAUGCUGUAAAAUACAGUUGUUUUAUAUUUCAGAGAAAUAUUUUGGAAAUGUUAUACAUAUCAGAGAGAAAGGUUUUCAAGUAAUGAAAAUGUAUUUUUUUUCCUAAUACAUAAAUAUUGUGUUUAUUCUUUCCACAGUUAAUGCUAUGAUUUUCAGACUUCCUUUUGUAAAAUAAACAGUGACAUUUACUGGAAAUUCA